AUGGCUGAUAAUAAUGAGAACCUUACUCCUAGUGAACUUCUUCGAGCUGAAGCUCAUUCGUGGAACCAGCUUUAUUACUUCAUAGAACCUGUAGCAUUGAAGUGUGCACUUCAAUUGGGCAUACCUAAUGCCAUCACCAAACAUAGCAAACCAAUGACUCUUUCCGAACUUAUCGCUGCCCUCCCUAUCAAUCCUUCUAAAUCUCACUACUUUCACCGCCUUACACGAAUAUUAGUUCAUUAUGGCUUGUUAAUUCUACAUAAAUCUGAAGGUCGCGACAAUGAAAAUGAUGAUGAAGGGUAUUAUUCACUUGCAACAGCUGAUCGCUAUGCAGUGAAGAAUGCAACCUGGAAAUUGAUGGAAGAGCAAGAUACAUUUUUUCUAAAAGCAUGGAAUUCUAUGAGUGAUUGGUUCAAGAAUGAGGAUCCAAGUGCGUUUUACACUGCAUAUGGAGACCUUUUCUGGGAUAAACUUUCAAGAGAUCCGAGCAUUGGUAAUUGGUUUAACGAGAUCAUGGCUAAAGAAUCGCGAUCAUUCAUGAAAGUGUUAUUGGAAUAUAAGUAUAAAGAUGUGUUCGACGGAUUGACAUCUAUAGUGGAUGUUGGAGGAGGGACUGGAACUGUUGCAAUGGCCAUAGCCAAAACUUUCCCUGACAUGAAAUGCACAGUACUUGAUCUUCCACGUCUGGUGGCUAACUUACAGGGAAGCGAAAACUUGGAGUUUGUAGCAGCAGAUAUGUUCCAGAAAAUUCCCCCAGCUAAUGCUGUCUUACUCAAGUCAAUUUUGCACGAUUGGAAUGACAAAGAGUGUGUGAGAAUUUUGAAAAACUCCAAGAAGGCAAUAACAGGAAGGGGAAAAGCUAUCAUUAUAGAGAUGGUGAUGGAAAAUCCAGAGAUGGAUGAUGAAUCUGUCCAAGCACAACUCUUGAUAGACAUGGUGAUAAUGGUUUUCUUAGGUAGCAAAGAAAGGAACAAGCAAGAAUGGGAGAAACUUUUCUUAGAUGCUGGUUUUAGUAGCUACAAAAUUAACCAGACUCUGGGUUUGAGGUCUGUUAUUGAGCUCUACCCUUGA
Messenger RNA from Nicotiana tabacum (common tobacco), 1071 nucleotides. RefSeq names its product trans-resveratrol di-O-methyltransferase-like. The record is from RefSeq and is a predicted model, not a curated record. Gene Ontology annotation, molecular function: O-methyltransferase activity; protein dimerization activity. Lineage: Eukaryota; Viridiplantae; Streptophyta; Magnoliopsida; Solanales; Solanaceae.